Paramecium tetraurelia is the source of this 1173-nucleotide messenger RNA. RefSeq lists its product as uncharacterized. The transcript is spliced from 5 exons. Lineage: Eukaryota; Ciliophora; Oligohymenophorea; Peniculida; Parameciidae. The record is from RefSeq and is a predicted model, not a curated record. Gene Ontology annotation, molecular function: calcium ion binding.
AUGUUAUCAUAAAAAACUCUUUAAUUGUUAAGAAAUCACCUGGAAGAGUUCUUGAAACUUGAAAAUGAAAUUGAGAAUAAGAGAGAAUAAUUAGCUCAUAAUUUAUAUUUCGAACCUUACACAAUUUUUUGCAGAUUAGAUUAUAAAAAAAUCCUUCAUAUUGAUAUCAAUGAUCUAAAGGUUUAUUUUUCAGAUCAUGAUAUAUUAGAUUGCGAUGAUGAUUUAUAAUUGCUGGUUAGAAAGAUAGACAUCGAUAAGGAUCAAUAUAUAUCAUUUAGCGAGUUCUCGAGAUAUAUUUUACCUCAUAGAGAUCAAGACCUAAAUUAAUUAGCUAACAGUAGAUAAUCGUAUAAUCUAUUGGAGAAUAAGUUGCCAAAUUUAGUUGAGAAAUAAUUAAUGUAAGUAUUUUUAGCUGAGAUUGAACUGAAUAAAAGAAUGUUAAAAUAGAUGCAACAAUUGAAGGCCUAACCAGAUUGGGACAAAAUAAUUGCAUGGGAAUCAGUAAAUUCUGGCAGGAGAUGGGAUUAAAAAGGAUUAUAGUAAUACUUUGAUGAAUCUAAAAUAAUGUGUAAUUCUAAAGAUAUUGAAAACUUUAUCUAUAGAAAUAGCAAAGAGAGGGAUUAUAGAAUAAAUUAUUCUGAUUUUUUGUAUUUGGUUUUUGCUCAUUAGGAUUAGAAUGUAAAUUAUAAGUUUUUCACACCUCAAAAAAAUUAAAAAUAGAUAUCAGAUAAAAAGUCUAAUUUGCUUCCUAAGACAAAUUUUAGGACUAAUGAAUCUACUAAUUUAAAGAGUGAAAAAUAUAAUAGAAAUCUGCAAUCUUAGAGUCACCAUCAUCAGAAGCAAAGUCAUGAUGAUGUUGAAGUAAGUGAAUUUAGAAUCAAUGAAAAUGAAGAUUAGAAUAUCCUGGAGUUUUUAAUAAAUAAAUUGAAAGUUCAAAAUCAAUUAAAAGGGCAUUUGAUAAAAUAACUAUUCUAUCGAAUCGAUGAAAAUAAGAAAGGCUUUAUAACUUUGGAUGAUCUGAUGAGUUAUUUCGAGAAUGUAUUGCGUGCUCCAUAAUAAAUUGAGGAUCUUAUAAAAUUAGUGAAAAUAUUGGAUAAAAAUAAAGACGGUAUAGUUUCUGAGAAAGAGUUUUAUGAACAGAUUGUGAGACAUGCUUACAUUUAAUAGUUUUGA